Messenger RNA from Cylicostephanus goldi, 471 nucleotides. The record is from the annotation of a GenBank genome assembly. NCBI's taxonomy places the organism in Eukaryota, Metazoa, Nematoda, Chromadorea, Rhabditida, Strongylidae.
GUGGAAAUUGGUGUAGUUGACAAAAUUGCUUAUACGCAUCAACUUCUUUCCUUGUUUAUGAAUGUAUUCGCAUCUCCGUUCAUUGGCGCUGUCGGUGCGAAAAUAGUAGCCUGGAUAAUUUCAAAACUGAAAGAAAAUAAGAAGAGACAGGCAUUCAUUUUAGUGUCGGUUUAUGGUAUUUUCAUGCUAUGCGAGAAGUGCUCUGGUUCUCCAGCACUAGGCAUAGUUGUGUUUGGAAUCAUGUUGAACUCAUACAGGGAAGACUUUGCUCCGGAAACAACAGAAAUGGCUCUUGAAUUGUGGGCAGCAAUGGGGUACUGGGCAAACAAUGUGAUUUUCAUAUUUGCGGGGUUUUGCGUAGGUACUGGAAUGUUUACUGAGAUUGAUGGAGACGGGAAUUACCUAGAGAUUAGUUACGAAGACCUUUCCAUAUUCGUGGAAGGAAUGCUGCUAGCACCAACUUCAAGUUGA